Messenger RNA from Rhopalosiphum maidis (corn leaf aphid), 2469 nucleotides. RefSeq names its product 7SK snRNA methylphosphate capping enzyme-like. NCBI's taxonomy places the organism in Eukaryota, Metazoa, Arthropoda, Insecta, Hemiptera, Aphididae. Gene Ontology annotation, molecular function: O-methyltransferase activity; RNA methyltransferase activity; snRNA binding. The record is from RefSeq and is a predicted model, not a curated record. Gene Ontology annotation, biological process: snRNA modification.
CGGCACCGACCACCAGUUAUUAAACAUUUCGCCGCCGAACGCGCCGGUACGCAGAUUCACACGUCCCGACGUUCGCCGUGCGCAAUCACCCGACGACGACGACGCCGCCGCAACUCUCCACCGCCAUUCACCGCCACCACUGUCGGCGCUCUUUGCCGUCGCCGCACCACCGGAGUGUCCCUCCUGCCGCCGCCGCCACUACCACCACCACCACCACUACCACUACCUCUACCACUGCAUCGUCGCACGCUAAAAAUGGCGUCCGCCACCGUGUGAUCGUCGUUGUCGCCGCCGCCACCGACGUCGCACCACGCAGCCUCAUUCAUGUUGCUAAUAAUGGCAACUAAAACUGAAAUUGAGAAUGAAACAAUUGAAAAACCGCUUGAAACUCAAGAUAUGAAUGCAGUUUGUACAAAUUUGCAGUACUGUGACGAUACAAUUAAACUACAAUCAACAAGAAAACGAUGUGUCAGCACGUCAAUUCUUAUAAGUACAUCUCCAAAAAAAAAAAAAAAGAGUCAAAAUAUAAUACCACCUAAAAAGUUUUUGCUUGGUGGUAGCAUGUCUGAUCCCCUCAAUUUAAAUAGUCUCCAGAAUGAAGAUAUUAAUAAAGCAAUGAAUAAAACUCCAAGAUCAUCACCUUUACAUUCAAAUACAGUAAACAUAAAAAAAGAUCAAGUCAAUGUUAUGAUUCCUAGAAAUUUAUCUGAUCCAUUGGAACUUAGUCAGUGUGAUGAAGCCAAAGCAAUUGCAUGUUCUGGCAUAGAUUCAUUAAAACAAAAAACUCCACAAAAAUGUAAACCUAAAAUACAGCUGUCAAAAUCUUUAUCUGACUCAGGUUUAACUACUGAGAAUACCCCAGAAAAAGAUUUUAAACCAAUAUAUAAAAAUGAAAAGGAAAGACAGGAAGAAGAAAACAUUAUUUCUUCACCGCCUAAAAAAAAGUUCAAACCUGAAUUGCCUGAAAUCUGUAUAUCCAAGUCUGAGAAUAACAAAACUUCAGGUGAAAUAAUUGAAGUAAUAGAAUCCAUCAUAGAUGUAUUAGUGAAUGAAGUUCUAGUUCAGUCAUUAGAUAAAUGUAAUAUUCCAAUUCCAAAAGCUCCUGUUGAAGCGGUUGUUGAAAAGAUACUCGAGCCAUGCAAAACGCUGUCACCAUCACCUGAAAAAAAAGUUGAAGACGGUAAGGAUACACAAGAGCAGUGCGAAAAAAUUAAGCCCAAAAGAUGUGUAGUAAGUCCGGUUGUUAAGCAGCCCUCAUUGUCAGAAAAACACUGCAAACCUCAGCAGGUUGUUGUUACGACGUCAGCUAAACCAAAACAAAAGGUUAAUAAAAACGAGCCCAAGUUUAAAGAAAAAAAUUCGUUGUUUAAAUAUGGAAAUUAUAACAGAUAUUAUGGUUACCGUAAUCCAGAUGAUGAAGACAAUAGACUGAAAGUGUUAGCUGAACGUACGGAUUUAUUUUAUGGCAAGGACGUGUUGGACAUUGGCUGUAAUAUUGGUCAUGUGACAUUCAGUGUUGCUAGAGAUUUUGGUGCAAAAUCAGUUGUAGGAAUGGAUAUUGAUCGUAAACUAAUAAAUAUUGCACGCAAAAAUGUACAGUAUUACAUCAACGAUACGGCGCAAUCUUCCUCACAUCUAUCAUCAAAUUACCAUUUUAAAGAUUAUAAUUCGAGAAGCCAUAAUGAUCCAAACCGUGAUAUAAUCGAAUCAUUUCCUAUGUCAUUACCUUUGCUGUAUGGUCCUAUUAAUUUAGCUGGUAUGACGAUAUCUGGAACAUUUCCCUACAAUGUCUCUUUUGUACAGGGAAAUUAUGUAUUAGAAUCUGAUCUUUUACUAUCAUUGGAAACGUGUAAGUUCGACGUUAUUCUCUGUUUAAGCAUUACCAAAUGGCUUCACUUGAACUGGGGUGAUGACGGUUUAAAACGAGCUUUCAAACGUAUGUAUGCACAGUUGCGACCUGGUGGAAUACUUGUGGUUGAGCCUCAGCCGUGGAAAUCGUAUGGUCGUAGAAAAACAUUAACGGAAACCAUUUGGCGAAAUUAUAAAAACAUUCAACUGAAACCUCCAAUGUUUACAGACUAUCUGUUGAACGAAGUUGGUUUUGCUAACUGUGAAACUCUUACCAUGCCUCACAAUCCAUCUAAAGGGUUUCAGCGUCCGCUCAAGUUGUAUAGAAAAUCUAACAUAUUAGUAUCUAGAAACAAACCAAAGUGUACGAUAGUUAAACCAAAUGAAACUCAAAAAUCAUAAACAUGGUAUUGAAAUACUCACUUAAUUCGUUUUAGGCAAUCAGUCUUGAAUAUUUAUGUUAUUGUUCUUAGCACUGUAAUUUAGCAACUGGACCAUGCGUUUAUUGACAUUUAUUACCAAAUUGUUAUUUAAUAUUUUUUGUUUCUCGUAAUAUUUAAUAUAAUUCUAUUCAUUGUACAAUUUGUAAGAUGAAUAAAUAUUUUUUUAUUGUUGAAAAUA